AUGGGAGAUAAUGGUCUCUGGCCUCUCUUUGCAGUGACAAAUAUUUGUAUUAGAAAGAUAAUGAUCUGGCUUUAUACAUUGCUGUUCCUGAUGUUGGUGACCAAAGCAGGCAUGGCUGGUCUCCCUUUGCCACUACAAAAGUCCUGUGCUUCUUCUACUGGAUCCAUACCUCAAAGCUGCAAGGAAAUCAAAAACAGCUGUCCAGAGUCAAAUGAUGGCCUGUACUUCCUCCAGACUGAGAAUGGGAACAUUUACCAGACCUUUUGUGACAUGAGUUCUGGGGAAGGUGGCUGGACCCUGGUGGCCAGUGUGCAUGAGAAUCACUUGGCAGGGAAGUGUACCCAGGGGGAUCGCUGGUCCAGCCAGCAGGGUAACUGGAAAGACUACCCUGAAGGUGAUGGAAACUGGGCCAAUUAUGCCACCUUUGGAUCUGCAGAAGCUGCUACCAGUGAUGACUACAAGAACCCAGGUUACUAUGAUAUACAGGCCAGGGAUCUGGCCAUCUGGCAUGUGCCCAACAAGUCUCCCCUGAAGCAAUGGAGGAAUAGGUCCCUGCUGAGAUAUCGUACCAACAGUAGCUUCUUCAACAAUCUGGGAGGGAACCUAUUUGGCCUCUAUAAGAGGUACCCAGUGAAAUAUGGGAUUGGCAAGUGUUGGAUUGACAACGGCCCGGCUGUGCCUGUCAUCUAUGACUUUGGUGAUGCAGAAAAAACUGCCCAGUAUUAUUCUCAACUUGGCCAGAAGGAAUUUGUUGGAGGCUUUAUCCAGUUCCGGGUAUAUAAUAAUGAAGGAGCAGCCAAUGCCCUGUGUCCUGGAAUGAGAGUCACUGGAUGUAACACUGAACACCACUGCAUUGGUGGAGGAGGAUUCUUUCCAGAAGGGGCUCCUAGGCAGUGUGGAGAUUUCUCUGCCUAUGACUGGGGUGGCUAUGGAACUCAUGGUGAUACUAGCAACAGUCGGGAGAUAACAGAGGCUACUGUGCUCCUGUUCUACAGAUGA
Messenger RNA from Dromiciops gliroides (monito del monte), 999 nucleotides. RefSeq names its product intelectin-1-like. Gene Ontology annotation, molecular function: oligosaccharide binding. Lineage: Eukaryota; Metazoa; Chordata; Mammalia; Microbiotheria; Microbiotheriidae. The record is from RefSeq and is a predicted model, not a curated record.